UCGUGAUAACGGCAAACGCAGGAAUUAAAAUCCAACGCCUCCAACGUUUAUGACGACAUAUCCGCUGUGUUCUGACAUUUCAUUCCCCGGAAACAACAAUCAAUAGUUCUGCUACAUGUUGCUGACAGCGUCGUUUGUGUAGGAACUGUAGGUGGUGUUACAGUUUCUACACGAAACACGGACCAUAUUGUGGCCAGUGACGUCAGCGCCAUAGCAUAACACGGAUAUUAUUGCACUGUUAAAGCGUCGACGGAAGGUUAAAUGGGGUUAUAGCGUGUGGUUUACAAUAGUUAGCGGGGCCGUGCUACGCUGAUACGGACCGGACGGAACCGGACUAACUGAAACUAAAACACAAGCGAACCAUGAACUGAACGUAUUGCCGUCUCUGAACCUCAUGACAACAAAACACAACGACAAGGGUUAUCAUGUUCAGUUUCCUUGGACUCCGUAAAGACUCAAAGAAGUCAACAUCCGAAAAGGAAGCAGAUGGAGGCUUUGUUAUCAUUGGAGAGACGGUUGAGGAGCAGAGGAGGAAGAUGCAGACCAUGAACAUUGCACAUCCGUCUACAAACGUCAUUGUGCAGCCAUCAAGGUCAUACUAUACAGCUCCCGCUCAACCCACCGACACAGAGCGCCCGGCGGCGUUGUCUACCACGGGUGCAGCAGCAGGGACCUCGGUGGCGGAGGCCGCCUCAGCUCUCCCGGAUCUCCUCGGGGACGUCCCCUUCACCCUGGCUCCUCACGUCCUGGCCGCGCAGGCCGGGCUCCCCCUCGUCCCCGAUGUGCUGCUGUCCCGGGACAUGAACUACAACCUGACCAGCUUUCAGUACGACUUCACUCUAGAGAACUCCGUGCUCCACAGCGCCUAGUCUGUUAGAGAUCUGAUAUCAGGAGGUCACGCUCUGGGGAACUUCCUCUGGUUGUUGGGUAUUUGAGAGGUUCCAGCCUGGCAGCAUACUGAACAAGUCAAUGUGAUUCUGUAGCAUUAUGAAUGAGUAGAAACUUACAAAAUCACAUGAAACAUAAAAUGUGUUGUGGAACUACAAAGCAUACCAUUUCUGUUAUGAUCGGUUAAGACGUCCUGACUGUCCAGUCCUAGUCAUGUUACACUACGGAUACAGUGAAGUAGUGGGUCAUAACGAUGUUGUACAACUCAAGAGGAUACUCAUGGUAUAUUGCUCCUUAGGUUUCUAGACUUUAUGAUAACCUUUGCACUCAUCUCGUAAUUUGCUGAGAUUUGGGAACAUUGCAAUGAAAAGUCAAAGUGGUAGAGCCAAAAAUGGCUGUGGACACAAGUACGGUAAGUACGGUAGGUCAAAGUUAAACUGCUCAAUAAACUGUAGUGGAUGUUUGAUAAAGUUUGGGUGAUAAUGUUACCGUUAGCCUUUGUUGUCACUUCCAAAUAAGUUGAACUAACCUGGUAACCUGGUAUCUGAUCAUGGGAGCGGGAGAAUUCCAAACCGCGCAGGUCCAAAGGUUUUAAGGCUUUUGUUCAUGAUUGGUUAUUUUCAAAUCUAUUUUAUUCGAAAUUUCUCUCUCUAACUGUGCCAAUCUCCUGGGUCUGUACGUGUCUUUAUUUUCCAAGCAUAGGUAUAGCUUCAGGUCUCGGUAGGUGGGUCUGGUCUUGAAGACCCGGGUAUGGGCCAGGUUUAUGUGUCAGUUUUAGGACUACUGACUGGUCAUGUUUCUUGCCGUGUCGCACUUUUUAGUGAUGCUUCAAUUUUGCCAGAUCUCAGCAAUUAACAUGGAGAGUACGGUCUGAUUAUUACCAAUAUAUGAACAGUUGCCAAAACUACUAAAACCAGUUGUCUAAAGUUGAAAUAGUCCUUUCAGUGAUGCUUGAUAUUUUAUUGCACGCUUAGAACUUGGACAACAAAUAGCAUUCAUCAUGGAUGGAAUAUGCGGUAACACUAUUUUUACUAACUACAGCUUUUGUGUAAUAAUUGAUAUGAUGCGAUUUUUGUAUUUGACAUUAUAUAUAUAUAUAUCACUUCCUGCCACAAUUCAUGUUUUGACUCAUACGAAGGUUAUUCUCUCCAAAUCUUCACCAUGUUUGAACUUUGCUCCCUGAAUGUGGCCUUCCUUCAGAUCCAGCAUAAUCUUCUGCCAGAUUUUGUUUAUUGGAUCAUUCAUUCUUUCCGCUUUUUCCAUCCGUCAUGGCUUUCUUGUGUUCAUUUUGCAGUAGAAUACAAUCAAAUAUACAUGCCACUAGUCAGGCUCAGUAUGACUUUUGGAACGUUUUACAUCUACUGAAAUAGUUUCAAACCACGACAACAUGUACUGUACUCUUUGUUUACCCAAGAGAUGAAGCUGUGUUACUACUUUUUACAUUUAAACAUUGCACAGUGUCAACAGCAUAUGAGGAUUAUCUGUUUUUAAUGAUGCUGAAGAGUGUUGUGCUACUUCUCACAUUAAUUUGUGUCACACUCUCCUCUCUACUGCUCUGAGUUACCAACAGAAAAAAAUGUUUGCAUUCACUCACAAAGUCCAGUCUGUUCUACUUUUCUCUUUUUUUUUAUUCUUAUGUUACUGUCAAUAGAAGUCAAUAUUUCCUUCCCUGGUAUUUCACAUUGAAAGUCUUAAUCUUCCUGGUAGGCUUUUAUUGUGAAAAAUCUGCUUACUGACAGUUGCUUAACAUCCUUUUAAUUUUUGUUUUUUUUUAAACGGGAGGAUGGAAGCGUUUGAAAAUGAUUGUAUGAAAUUAGUAUUUAUGUUAAAACUCAGAGCAGCAGAGUGAGGAGUUAGAAUUUACAAGAAGGUAAUCCUAGUUCCAACAUUCUUUUACAGCCAGGUUUGUCAGCGUAUGGCCUUCUUUUGUUUGUGCUGGUUAUGACUUUAGCUUAAGCUGUUAUCUGAAUAUUAUUUUUCAUCUGAGCAGGUAUUGUACUUGAAUCCCCCAAGUUACAAUCUCUUUAUGCUUCAUUGCGGGUAAACACUGUAAACAUAUAGGGCUUGUUGAUGAGUUUGAUAUGUGUAACCUGAUCUGAAUCAUGUUCUAGGCAGUUAACAUAAUGUUGGCUCGAUUGACUACUUUACAAGGGUGAUUUCCUUUUGAGUUAUUUUGUAAACGUGAGCUCUGGAAAUUAACAAAGAAUUGUCGCUGAGAAGAGGAAAUACAUUUGCGUAGAGUCAUGAUUUUACCCAGGAAUUUAACAAAUACCGUAUUUGUAGCUCUUGAUUGUUUGUACAUAGUCAAAUUAGGUCUCUUUAAACCUGCUGUGCCUUUUUAAUAUACAGUCUUUUAGAAGUAAGCACGUAGCCACCUAUUAACUCCCACUUAGACCCUCCUCUUAAACCAUGCUAUUCCUUGAGAUCACAUCUGUUGGUUGUAACUGUGGAUGGCAACUUACUUCACAAAUAAAUUUUAAGAGCAUUGUC
Molecule: messenger RNA, 3378 nt
Organism: Anoplopoma fimbria (sablefish)
Lineage: Eukaryota; Metazoa; Chordata; Actinopteri; Perciformes; Anoplopomatidae
Gene: umad1
Product: UBAP1-MVB12-associated (UMA) domain containing 1
Exons: 4
Coding region: 426-869 (147 amino acids)
Source: RefSeq, a predicted model, not a curated record